AUCCAUCAGCUGUUUAACGAAAGCUCACAAUAUGGCAGACAUUUAGUGUUUGUAUACGGAACAGAAACGAAGGUCAGCUUUGUUUGGCACUAGAACAGUGAUCGAAGAGCAGAUUCACAUCCAAUAGAAGCGCCGAGUUUUUGUGUCUCCGUCGUUUUGUGUGCGUGUCUGUGUCGUUUCGUACGACAUAACAAACCGAAAGACUCAUGAAUAACACAAAUUUGUCCGAAUCCAAUGGAUCGAGGAACUAUUUCGUGAAUUUUAACCAGGACGUCACGUCGUUGGCGGUGGGCUGCAGGAACGGCUACAGGCUGUUCUCGCUGAAUAAUGUCGAUCAGCUCGAACAGAUCUACAGCAACGGAACUGAAGAUUCGUGCGUUGUCGAGCGGCUGUUCAGCAGCAGUCUUGUCGCCGUUGUGUCACUCGCGGCCCCCCGAAAACUCAAGGUUUGCCAUUUUAAGAAAGGGACCGAGAUCUGCAACUACUCCUAUAGCAAUACUAUACUGGCUGUGAAACUUAACAGGGCGCGUCUGGUGGUAUGUCUGGAGGAAGCCCUCUACAUACACAACAUUCGGGACAUGAAGGUGCUGCACACGAUACGCGACACGCCCCCGAAUCCCUCGGGCCUCUGCGCCCUCACGAUCAACAACACCGAGAACUGUUAUCUGGCAUAUCCCGGUUCGUCGUCGAUCGGCGAGGUGCAAAUUUUCGAUGCGAACAAUCUGCACGCCAAGACUAUGAUACCGGCGCACGACAGUCCGUUGGCUGCACUCGCGUUCAGUCCGAACGGCCGUCGGAUCGCGACAGCCUCCGAAAAGGGCACCGUCAUCCGCGUGUUCAACGUGGCCGACGGCGCUAAGCUGUACGAGUUCCGGCGCGGCGUCAAGCGGUGCGUCGCGAUCAGCUGUCUGGCGUUCAGCAUGUGCGGCCAGUUCCUCGGCUGCAGCAGCAACACUGAAACGGUGCACGUGUUCAAGCUGGAGGAACCCCGGGACAGGUACGAUCCUGAAAACGGUGAAUCAAGCCCGAGGCGUAGCGUGGACGAGAGUAGUUGGAUGGGCUAUCUGUCCAAUUAUCUGCCCACCCAAGUGACUGAUGUUUUCAACCAGGGUAGAGCGUUCGCGACUGCGCACCUGCCCAUUUCCGGUGUGCGAAACGUCAUAAGCAUAGUGACAAUUCAGAAUCAGUUGAGACUGCUGGUGGCGACAGAGGAUGGGAUGCUGUUCGUAUACAACAUGGACAGCGCUGACGGCGGUGACCUGACGUUGUACAAGCAGCAUCGCAUAGACGAAUUCUCCGAGUCGGACAUCGAUCGAUCUCAACCGAGGAAUAUUGAAGGAGACAGGAUAUACGAAUUAUUACGAUAUCAUUUUCACGCUACAAGAAUGGCUUACAUGAAAUAUUUAGAACCGUCCCUUCAGUUCAUUACUCAAUUCUGGAGGGUGACAACAACGGAAACUACUGAAGAAACUAUAAUAAUAGGAAAAUGUGAAGUGUGUCAAGCUGAAACAAGUAGACAAUGUUCUUCUUGCAAAUCAACUUUUUAUUGUAGCGAGGAGCAUCAAAAACAAGACUGGGAAAAUCAUAAGAUAAUUUGCAAUAUCACACCUUUCGAAAUUGUGGAAGUAUCAGAAGGUAAAAAAUACUUAAAAGCCCCCAAAGAUUUGGAGCCAGGCGAAGUUAUUCUCAUGGAAACACCUGUGGUUUUCGGUCCGAAAACUUUGAGAAUAUCAGAGGGGUCAUUCCCAUGUGUUGGAUGUUGCAGAUUAAUUUCUACAACAGACUGCAGCAAAUGUCCUGAAUGUUCGUGGCCGAUUUGCAGUUUGGAGUGUGCAGGAUUAAAGGACGAGAGACUCCAUGGAAUGGAGUGCAAAGUUUUGAGACUGAGGCCACCUCAAUUAGAAGUAUCUUUUUAUGAUUAUUACAGAUUUGAUAUAUUGAUUGCUUUGAGGACUUUGUUCCUGCAAAAACUCGAGAUCAAUCAAUGGAAGGAAGUUAUGAGCUUGCAGUCGCAUAUGGAGAAAAGAGGCAGCGAAACUGACGUUUAUAAAAUCGUUCAAGAAAAAGCUCAGUUUGUGGAAGACAAUUACUUAGGCUUGCUCAGAGCCUACGAGCAUGAAAUUGGAGAAGAGAUACUUCCAGCAGUACCAAGCGAUUUGAUACAUAAAAUUUAUGGAAUAAUUCAUGCGAAUUCUGUGGAAAUUAAUAUAGAAGAAGUUUCUGCUCAAGCUAUUUAUUCCACAUCGAACUAUAUUGAACACAAUUGUAUUCCUUGCACGUCUGAUCAAGUGGACGUCCAAAAUCAAUUCCAAAUUACCUUCAGGGCAACUCUCCCGGUAAAAAAAGAAGAGCACAUUACCUCUUCAUACACGGAUAUUUUGUUGGGAACGCAUGCGAGAAGGUUGGAUUUAAGACAACGAAAAUAUAUACAAUCAUGCUCUUGUGAUAGAUGCAAAGAUCCUACGGAGAUGGGAUCGUUUGUCAGCGCAUUGAAAUGCAUCGGCUCUGAAACUGAUCCGUGUGGAGGGAUGCAGCUGCCGUUAGAUCCCAUCAAUGAGGAAACCGAUUGGAAAUGCGAUAAAUGUGGAAUUUUGUUGCCUAACAACGAGAUCAUGAAGUUCGUCGAGCAUCUGGGAAAAGAAGUUGAGAAGGUGAUGGUUAAAGAUGCUACUACAUUGGAGGAAAUGGAGGAGACUUUAGAAAAGCUUAUGAACUUUUUGAAUCCCAAUCAUUAUUUAGUAUACAGGAUGAAGUUUUCUAUGAUCAAAAUGUAUGACAGGGUGGAGGUUACCGAGGAAGUUCUGCAAAAGAAGUUGAAGAUGUGCGAGAAUUUGAUCGACAUUACCAAGAGAAUCGAUCCUGGAAACUCUAAGUUGACGGUGUAUCUAUCGGAUUUGCUGAACGAACAUUUCAAAACGAAAAAGUUAAUGUUGCAGAGAAGUUUUAGCAUGGAAAAGAAGGAGGCUGUUUGUUCUAAUAUUAACGAAUUGUUGGCGAUUUUAGAGGGGAAUAAACACAUACUUCAGUACAAUUCUAGUGAUUCGAAGCAGUCAAAAAUAUACUUAGAAGUUUGUGAGAAUGAAUCGCAGUUCAAAAAUUGGUUGAGUGAAAAUAAUAUUAUUAUAGAGUAUCAGUAAAAAUGUUCGAGUGUUGGUUGUUUGUUAAUAAAGUUUGCGAUGUGA
Molecule: messenger RNA, 3182 nt
Organism: Aethina tumida (small hive beetle)
Lineage: Eukaryota; Metazoa; Arthropoda; Insecta; Coleoptera; Nitidulidae
Product: WD repeat domain phosphoinositide-interacting protein 2
Exons: 13
Coding region: 207-3137 (976 amino acids)
Biological process (GO): autophagy of mitochondrion; protein lipidation; protein localization to phagophore assembly site
Cellular component (GO): phagophore assembly site membrane; extrinsic component of membrane; cytosol
Molecular function (GO): phosphatidylinositol-3-phosphate binding; phosphatidylinositol-3,5-bisphosphate binding; protein binding
Source: RefSeq, a predicted model, not a curated record